Antechinus flavipes (yellow-footed antechinus) is the source of this 680-nucleotide messenger RNA. RefSeq names its product C-X-C motif chemokine 10-like. NCBI's taxonomy places the organism in Eukaryota, Metazoa, Chordata, Mammalia, Dasyuromorphia, Dasyuridae. Gene Ontology annotation, biological process: cellular response to lipopolysaccharide; neutrophil chemotaxis; antimicrobial humoral immune response mediated by antimicrobial peptide. Gene Ontology annotation, molecular function: CXCR chemokine receptor binding; chemokine activity. Gene Ontology annotation, cellular component: extracellular region. The record is from RefSeq and is a predicted model, not a curated record. Bases 68 to 352 code for a protein of 94 amino acids. The transcript has 4 exons.
CACUGAGAAAUUCCUCAGUCCCUCAGAGACAUCCCAAGAAUACUGUAUCUCAUCUAAUCUUAUUACCAUGAACCGAAUUAUCAUCCUCCUCCUCUGCAACGUCCUGCCAGCUUUGACUAAGGCUCAAGCACUCACAUUACCUGCAUCUACCAGCUGUCGCUGCCCACAAAUUAAUAAGAGUAUCCCCACCCUAAAAUUUUUUGAGAAACUUGAUGUGAUUCUUCCCAGUGCUGCAUGUCCACGCCCUGAAAUUGUAGGCACAAUGAAGGAUACUAAGGAACAAGUGUGUCUGAAUCCAGAUACCCCAACUAUGAAGGUUGUAUUGAAAGCAAUUAGAAGGACAAGGUCUUGAACAGCUCCUGUUCACAAGUGAAGACACAUUCUCUCCAUAUGAAGGGCAAAGUUUAACCAGAAUGAAGCCUUCCCAUAUAUACAGAGAAAAGUCAAGCCCCAAAUGUUUCUAGUGAUAAUUCCUGAUGUUGUGGUAUUGAGUGAUAUUCAAGUCAUUCUAAAUAGAGGUCUACCUAAUUUGACAUUUUUUCAGAGAUUUGUUGUGCCUUCUGAAUGGUUCUAUCUAUAGUAAGAGAUUGUCACUGACAGAUGAUAUUACUAGAAAAAAAUGGGCCUAAGAGUAAAAAGUUUCAUCACGUUAUUUACUAUUAAAACUCAUUUCAAGAAUA